AUGCCCCUUACCUUUCGUCGACCAAAGCGCUUUUCCACUUCAAACCCUCCUCUCGAAAUCCAAACAAGUGAGAUUGUCGUCGAAUCAUGUCUCGAGGAGGGAACUACAAGCGAGAUUGUCGUCGAACCAUGUCUCGCCGAGGGAACUGCUCUUUUAAAAGUUUCAUUAAAAAAGAAACAACAAAAAAUCUUCAGGAUCGACGUUGAUCAAGGUCGAAUACUAUGGGAUUCCAAAAAAUCCGGAAAAGGCAAAUAUUAUCUUACUAAUUUGAUAAAAGAGCUUCGAAUUGGUGAAGCGAUAAGAAGUUAUAGGGAACAUUUUAAGCUUAGUGUGGAUAUUGAGCCUCGAUGGUUCACCAUCAUUUAUGUUGAUUUUGGGAAAUAUAAAACUCUUCACUUAGUCGCACCGACAUUGGAAUUAUUUAAUAUAUGGGUUGAUAAUUUGGAAAAACUAUAUUUGCACAGAAGGGAUAUGAUCGGAGGAUUAG
This is a messenger RNA of Racocetra persica, 487 nucleotides long. Lineage: Eukaryota; Fungi; Glomeromycota; Glomeromycetes; Diversisporales; Gigasporaceae. The record is from the annotation of a GenBank genome assembly.